ACCACAGCACUACCAGACGCUGAGCCACCAUCAACAGCAGCAGCAGCAGCAGCAACAGCAGCAGCUGCAGAUGCAGCACCUACAGCGCGUACUGCAGGAUCCGGCGGCUGCUGCGGCCGCCGCCCACCAUCUGCAGAUGCAUCAUGCCGCGCAGACGAUGACCAUUAACCGGAAGCUGCACGGGGCGGCCGGUGCUCACACGCAUCCGCAUCCGUCCGCAGCAGUAGCCCAGAUGCAGCAGCAGCAGCAGCAGUCCGUCGUACCGUCGCCCGUGUACGGCGAUGACAAUCCGCCCCCGUUGCCCCCGUUGCGCAACCCGCAGAAGGCGCUGCCCACAGCCGUGUCCACGGUGGCUGCGACGACGGCUGUCGCGGAUGCGGAGUCAUCUGCCGCAGAUCGGCAAAGCUACAUCUACUCUACGGCCAAAUACGGCGGUGGUAAGGGUCCUCAGUCCGGUUCGGUGAAGCAGCCGCAGCAGCAGCAGCAGCAGCAACAGCCCCCGGUGACAUCGGCGGCGUCCAAGAACCCCAACACGACCACGUUCUGCUCGACGCCGGCCUCCAACAGUAAACCGCUACCGUCGAUCAUCAACUGUCCGCUUCCGGACAUCCCGAAGACGCCAGCCUCCGCCAAGGACGACAUCUACGUCCGGCGGAAGCUGCUGACCGAUCACCAUCCCCACCACCACCACCACCAUCCGGCGGCCGGUGCUGGGGGGAAGUUCGCCACCCUCAAGCCCAUUCCGGCACCGAAGAUUGAACCGGCGAAGGUCGCACUGAACGGUGGUGGUGGUGCCAAGUACGGUGGUGGUACGUCCGGGAUGGAUGAAGCGGCGGCGGCGGCUGCCGCCAGUCAGCUGCUGCCACCGCCACCUCCGCCUCCACCACCGGUGACGGCAGGAGCGGCGGGUGGUGCCGGUACGGCUACGUGCGGUUCCAGCUCGGGUGGCUCGUCCGGUUCGUCCGGUUACGGGACGGCCGGUCUCACCACCUCGCAGAUCCAGUCGCUUCCGCUACCACCGCCACCGCUCGAGGUGCUGCAGCAGCAGCAGCAGCAGCAGCAGCAACACCCGCACCACCAGGAGCACGGUGGCGAGCUGGAUGAGGAAAGUUCGCUGGCCGCGGCACGGUUACCACCACCACCGACCACCGAGGAGCUGCAGCAGAAUGGUUGCGCAGCGACGGCCAGCGACCACAGCGACAAGCCAACCGAACACGAUGACAACAACUUCUACGCCGUCACCGAGCUGUAGGUAGCCGGACGGCAAGGAGUAGAAGCAGCAGCACAACAGCAGGGAAUGAGGAGGAGGAGGAGGAGGAGUUCCUCACAAACUCACAGUUUGCUCUCGCGAAGAGCCUCUUAGGUCCGUGUCCUGUGUACACGCGAUCAUCACUCAGUUCCAGUGGCCCGAGGAGGAGGAAGGAACGAUUAGAAGGAAGGCACCCCCCGUCUCGCUAUCUCUCUUUCUCUCUCUUCCUCUCUCUCUCUCUCUCUCUCUCUAU
Molecule: messenger RNA, 1502 nt
Organism: Anopheles aquasalis
Lineage: Eukaryota; Metazoa; Arthropoda; Insecta; Diptera; Culicidae
Product: protein tweety-like
Source: RefSeq, a predicted model, not a curated record